This is a messenger RNA of Cyprinus carpio (common carp), 5020 nucleotides long. Its product is annotated as leucine-rich repeat-containing protein 4B-like. Gene Ontology annotation, molecular function: protein binding. The record is from RefSeq and is a predicted model, not a curated record. Lineage: Eukaryota; Metazoa; Chordata; Actinopteri; Cypriniformes; Cyprinidae. Gene Ontology annotation, cellular component: plasma membrane.
CACCAACCUUACCUUUACAGCACAUUUAAGGAUCGUAUGCAGUUUCUAAAGUCUUCGGUUAACGGUUCCGCAAUUAGGUUUGACUGACUAACGAGAGUACUUGAGUAAGAGUGGUCGGUUUUUGCGAUUUAUGCGUUAUUUUGCUAUCUCAGUUGUGCCAUUUGAUUCAGGCGAAUAAUAAUUAAUUCAUCUCAUGGGCUUUUAACCUACUUGUUGUACAGGCUCAUUAAUAUGUAGGCUACUCUGGUAAAGUUGGAUGUAAUCUCUUCCUGCGUGUAUUUUUCCAUCUGACCCACCACUACUCACAGGGAGACAGUGCUGUGCUUCCAGUUUUGCGAAAGGGUGAAUCAAUUUGAGAGAGAGAGAGAGAGAGAGAGAAAGAGAGAGGCUGAACAGAAAGAGAGAGAGAGCUAGGGAGACGGAGAAAGACAGGCGAGAGGAUACAUCGAUUCCGCACCAGAGCUUCUGAAGGAUAUAUUUAGAUAAAAAUCAAAGGAAGAAUAGACGAGUAAAACAUGCAUUCAUUACAAAGAGGCCUGUCAAAUAAGAGGACCUGUUAAGGCAAAGAUGACACAACUUAUGUAACUGUAUCUGUAUGAAAAAAUAAACAAGGACAAAACACGCCACCAACCAAGGAGACUGAAUAAUUCCACUGAAAAAUGCAGAAGUGACAUCCAUUGCGAAAGGAAUCUACAGCUAUUAAAAGAGACCGUAUUCAAGAGACAUUGGAAUCAGCCUACCAUCCUCUUUGGAACACAGGAAGGGUCAUGACCCAGUUGCCAUGCGCAUCACCACGGUGACCAGCCUUCCUAGUCCCUCCCCCCUCCUCCUCUUAUUGGUUCAGCUGCUGUUGUGGCUCAUCCUCCCAGGUCAAGAGGCAGUGGGAGCCGCCUCCACCUGUCCCGCGCCGUGCAGUUGUUCUAAUCAAGCUAGUCGAGUGAUCUGUACAAGACGAAACUUAGAAGAGGUGCCCAACAGUAUAUCAAACAACACACGAUACCUCAACUUACAGGAGAACUCAAUACAGGUGAUAAAAUCAGACACGUUCAAACAUUUGCGGCACCUGGAGAUCCUCCAGCUCUCCAAGAACCAGAUUCGUCAGAUAGAGGUGGGUGCUUUCAAUGGCCUCCCAAACCUCAACACUCUGGAACUGUUCGACAACCGCCUCACGCUGGUGCCAUCGCAAGCUUUUGAGUACCUCAGCAAGUUGCGGGAACUGUGGUUACGAAAUAAUCCCAUUGAGACUUUACCAGGCUACGCCUUUCACCGCGUCCCCUCGUUGCGGCGUCUUGACCUAGGCGAACUCAAGAAACUGGAUUAUAUAUCUGAUGCAGCCUUUGUUGGACUCAUCAACCUGCGCUACCUGAACUUAGGUAUGUGUGGCCUAAAGGACAUCCCUAACUUGACCCCCCUGGUGCGACUGGAGGAACUAGAGUUGUCUGGGAACCGUCUUGAAAUCAUCAGACCCGGAUCCUUCCAAGGCCUGGAAUCUUUGCGCAAACUAUGGCUCAUGCACUCUCAGAUGUCGGUCAUCGAGCGCAAUGCUUUCGAUGAUCUCAAGAACCUAGAGGAGCUUAACCUAUCCCACAAUUCCCUGCACUCUCUGCCCCAUGACCUUUUCACACCACUGCAGAAGCUGGAACGAGUGCACCUCAAUCACAACCCAUGGGUGUGCAACUGCGAUGUGCUUUGGUUAAGCUGGUGGCUGAAAGAAACUGUGCCAAGCAACACAACUUGCUGUGCGCGGUGCCACGCACCACCCUACCUUAAGGGAAAGUACAUAGGAGAGCUAGACCAGAGCCAUUUCACCUGCUAUGCCCCCGUCAUUGUGGAGCCGCCCACUGACCUCAAUGUAACCGAGGGCAUGGCUGCUGAGCUCAAGUGUCGCACCACUACCUCCAUGACCUCUGUGAACUGGAUCACACCGAACGGCACCCUAAUGACCCAUGGCUCCUAUAGGGUCAGUAUUUCCGUUCUGCAUGAUGGCACACUGAAUUUCACCAAUGUAACUCUGCGUGACACUGGCCAGUACACCUGCAUUGUGACCAACUCAGCUGGGAACACAACGGCAACUGCUGUCCUGAAUGUGACCGCAGCAGACGUCAGUGUCAACUACACCUACUUCACAACGGUCACUGUAGAAACUGUGGAGUCUACGGGAGAAGAAGAUUCUGCAUUGCGUACCAUCACCGAGACCAUCCAUAUUCCCGGGCCUAAACCUUCUGGGCACCCCUGGAUUGAAGUUUUCCCAACUACUGCCUCUUCUCUCUCAAUCCUUACCUCAUCGUCCUCUCCCCGAGCAACCAAACCCACUUUCACAGUCCCUAUUUCUGAGCCCAGCUAUCCUUCUGGACUAGAUGAUGUAAUGAAGACCACCAAGAUCAUAAUCGGUUGCUUCGUGGCCAUAACUUUCAUGGCUGCCGUCAUGCUGGUGGUGUUCUACAAACUGAGGAAGUAGCAUCAGUUGCACAAACACCAUGGGCCGGUACGAGCCAUUGAGAUCAUUAAUGUCGAAGAUGAGAUUGGACCGGGAACGGGCAUCCGUGGCAGUGGCAUCUCAGGAGGAUCCACAGUACCGCAAGGAGGGUCAGGCGGAGGCGGACAGAGCUUGCGUCUGCACCACCCUGAAAUCGUCAACCUCCCAAACCUUGCACGAGCAGAGCAUCUCAACCAUUACUACAAGCCCCAUCACUUCAACAAUAACAUGAUGGGUCUGGGCCUUGGUGGAGGCUCGGGCGGCGGCCUAAACAAUAACAACAACCCUUCACCCUGCUCCCAGGCCCAGACUACCCCCAUGUCUUACACACAGGUGCCAGUCUCUGCAAGUAGUACAUCAUGCUCCAUGCCUUCUCCAAUGCCUCUGCCGACCCUUGGCAUCCACGGGUCACUGAAAGGCCUGAUGGGUAAAGGGCAGAACCCACAGAUUGAGCCGUUGCUUUUCAAGAGCGGCUCCAAGGAGAAUGUCCAAGAAACCCAGAUCUGAAUUUGAAAAAGAGAGUAAGGGAGAGAGGGAGAAAGGUAAAUGUACAGAUAAAAGAUGGAGAAACAGUAUCAGGGAGACAGAAACAGAUGAAGGGUAUUGGCUGUUCAGCCCCUAUGGGUAUGUUCUCAGGAGUUAUGAGAAAGGCAGACCCAGCAUUGUAUGAAAUAUUACCUCCACAAGAAUACAAGAUACAGCUGUGAAAUCACUACCAAGUACAUACACUGGCAAAGAGUGGGGGAAUUUCUAGAUGGAAGUCAGGCAACAACUCUGCAGUUUAAAUUCACCAUCUUUACAUUACUCUGAUCCGCACAUAUGAAGGGGAUCAUCAGGCAUGAGCAAACAAAACCACAUUUGCCAAUACGAUAAAGAUUUAUACAUUUUUGCGUAAUGCAAAAUUGAUAAUUAUGUGCCAAACUUGCACCAAUCUGUGCCAAAGCAAAAUCGUUGCACAUCAGCCUCACUACGCAUGUGUACAGACACAUUUCAGAAGUUGCAAAGAUCUGUGCGUAUACUGUACUCCAUUAAUAAAGCAGAGAUGCUACCAAAAUCAAAACCAUACACAACAUUAGGUAGGAAGUGUAUAUAGAAAUACAUGAACAACCUUAAGUAUUUAUUGACAGUGGCUGAGAACGAAAACUCACUUGUAAAUGUUUUAGUGAACCGUAAAACACAGAUAACAAAAUGGAUCAUUCAAAUUUUGUAGAGGUUUGCAGUCUACGAAGGAAAGAUGGAUUAGUAUACCAGCACUGUGUAGAGGGCUUAUGUUUCGUGACGAUGGACUCAGUUUCUCCCCUUUCUCGAAGGCUCUCACAGUUGAGGGGAAGAGAUGAAAACGAACAAGAACAUCAAAAAGACAAUGAAAGAUAUACAGAUUUUAAGAGUAUAUAUAAACUAUGAAAGUAUACAUGAUAUAUAAAUAUAUUUUCAUUCAGAGAAAUAAAUUAUGAAGAAUCUUUGCAUUUUUCUGACUGAAAGCCACGGCUUUUGAAGAAUUAGCAGCUGCUGUUGUAGCGCUUUGUCACUUAUAAUUCCUUUCUCUGCAUAAAAACAAAUGUCUGAAACUAGUACACCCUCACAGGACUUAAGUGCAUCCUGAGGAGACAGAGGGACAGAGAUGGAUAUUCUGGAAAUUGUGUUUGAUUUCAGAUACUUUGGCUUUGUUUUUUAAGUCUUGAAAGGUUUCCCUUUCCUGUUCUAUAACUAACAGGGGUCAUUGAGGAGAGUGAAUUUUAAUUAACAUUAUAAAUACACUACUGUUUGUUUCUGUAGGCAUUUGAGACCCAAAUUGGGUCAAUAUCAGUUAACACCAUUCCCAACAGAAUUAUAAAAGACAGUGAUGAUGAUGGUAUACAAUGCAAUGGAAAGAAAAACACUGUAAACGCUAAUCUACAUGCUGCUAUACUGAGAAAAAAGAUAUUUUAGUGAGAUGUUUUAGUAAAAUCCGAUUUGAAAUUUGAGUAAAAAGAGGCUCCUGUUGACAUUACUACUACUAUCAUCAUUACUGAAAAACAUCAAGUGUCAAAAGCAUAGAGGAUUUUGUCAGUUUCUUGGUUUACCUAGAGGUGAUGUUUGUUUUUCAUUGUGUAAAAAGUGAUUGUCGCUAGAGCUGAUAAUCCCCUCAGUGAAGCUGGAAUAGCAGUGGACAUACUGACAGUUACAACGAUUUGCUUGAUGCAUUACGAAGCCACAACAACAACUACUCCAAACAAGGAAAUGGAUGGGCCUUAAAAUGGCUCCCUCAAUGGCCUAUCCCCUUUCUUUUGUACAAGACAAAAACUUUACCAGGACCCUGCUUUUUUGCCAACGUGAAUCAGCGAGAUUCAGAACAGAACACAAACUCCGGUGAUUACUGCAGGGGUAAAAUGGAUUAUUGCGAACACUGUGUCCAGACAUGUGGACGGAACUACAGUUUGAGCUGAAAGCAAACAGAGGACAGCUUUUGAAAGGUAAGAGAAAACCCACUCAGUGAGCGAGAUUGGAGUUUGGAAAGCUUUUUUAAAUGACAAUGGACAAAUAAAUGACAACUAUAGAAACUUA